AUGGCAUUGCUCUCAGCUCUUGCGACGGAGAUCGCGAUCCCAGUCUGUGCCAUCAUCGGGAUCAUGUUCUUCCUGGGUGCUGUGGUGCCUCAAACUGGGUACUUUCUUUCAUCCCUUUUCCCGUCUUGUCCUACUCAUUAUGUUCUUGUCACUCUUCCGCCGGUGGGAUAUGACACUUACACUGUCCAGCUUGCCGAAGGUGUGAAAUAUAUUCUGUACAAGCAGUACCGGUAUGCUAGAGUUUUCAUGGUUGCUUUUGCGAUUCUAAUUUUCGUCUGCCUUGGUUCUGUUGAGAGAUUCAGCACCCAAAGCUGGCCUUGCAAGUUUGAUCCUUCAAACACUUGCAAGCCUGCACUUGCCACUGCCGGUUUCAGCGCUGUUUCAUUCCUACUUGGUGCUUUCACAUCAGCCGUCUCUGGUGUCCUUGGCACGAAAAUUGCUAUCUUUGCUAACACAAGGAUUGUCUUGGAAGAGAGAAACGUCAUUAAAAGCACUUUCACUGUUGAAUCCAGGUCAGGUGCAGUUAUGGGAUUUCUUCUUGCUGCAAUCGGUCUUCUCGUGCUGCUUGCAAUCUAUCUGUUCAAGUUGUACUAUGGCAAUGACUGGGAAGGUCUUUUUGAGACUAUUACCGGUUAUAGUCUUGGUGUAUCUCUCAUGGCUCUCUCGGGAAGAGCCAAUGGUGGAAUCUAUGCCGAGGCUGCUGAUAUUUGUGAUCAUCAGGUUCAAGAGAUUAUGCCAAAAAUCCAACAAGAUGAUCGAAACCCUGCUGUGAUUCCUAAUUAUGUCGGUGACAUUCUUUGGGAUAUUGCUGGUAUGGGGCCUGACUUUUUUGCCUCUUACACCGAAUCAUCCUGGGCUGCCCUUGCUUUUGCUUCCAUCCCUUCUUUCAGAAUUGAUCACGACUGCACUGCUAUGUGUUAUCCCCAGCUUGUCAGCUCUAUGGGUACUCUUGUUUGCUUGAUCACAACUCUCGUGGGGGAAAUCAAGCCUGGAUUGAAGACGCAACUAAUUAUUUCCACAAUUCUAAUAACUGAGGGGGAUUUUUUUUUUUUUUUUUUUGUUAGCUGGAUUGCUCUGCCGUCGUCAUUCACAAUUUACAACUUUGGGUGGCGGAAAGUUGUGAAAGUUGUGAAGAACUGGCAUCUGUCCUUGUGCGUAGGUGUUGCUCUUUGGGCUGGACUAAUUAUUGGGUUUGUCAAUAAAUAUUACACCAACAAACCCUUCAGGUCUGUCUCAAACUUGGCGACAGCGUUAGUGUUAGCCUUGGCUCAGUCAGUAUCCCAUUCUUUUGCCGCCGUUUGCAUUUUAGUGAGUUCCAGAUUUGCCGCCACGUAUGGAAUUGCUGCGGCUGCCCUUGGGAUGCUAAGUACCUUUGCCACUCGAUUGGCCAUAGAUGCUCACCGUCCCAUGAGCGACAAUGCUAAACGCAAGGCUGGGGUGCGCAUCGUGAGAGCCGAAGGCGCUGCUCGCAAUACUACCGCUGCCAUUGGAAAGGGAUUCCCCAUUGAAUCAACUGUCCUGGUUACUAUCACUCUGUUUGGUGCAUUUGUGAGUUGUCUGACAAUGUCUUCUGUUGAUGUCCUGAUGCCGAAGAUCAUCAUCGGGUUGAUCAUGGGUGCCAAGCUUCCUCACUAUUUCUCAGCCAUGACCAUGAAAAGAGUGGGACACGCAGCAUUUAAGCUGGUUCUCGAGGUCCACAUGAAGUUGAAGCCCGGGUUAAACAACUUACCGGUUAAUAACAGACCUAACUGUUAUGCUACUUUCUUCGAAAUUUCAACUGAUGCAUCUGUCAGAGGGGUGAUUCUACCUGGUGCCAUUGUCAUGCUUACACCACUUGUCGUCGGGACUGUCCUCGGUGUGGAGACGUUGUCUGGUGUUUUGGCUAGCUCUCUCAGUUCCAUUGUUCAGAUUGCGAUCUCGGCAUCCAACCCCGGUGGAGGCUGGAAGAAAGCAAACAAGUACAUUCUAGCUGGUGCUUCGGAGCAUGCGAAAAUCCAUUGCCCUAAAGGAGGAGAGAACAUUGGGCACGAAACUUUUACAAUUUUAAAGACCACCGGUGAUUCACGGAAGGACACCUCAGGCCCACCACUCAACAUCCUCAUCCGGCUAAUGGUCGUCGAGUCGCUCCUGUUUGCUCCCUUCUUUGCUACUCACGGUGGUCUGCUCUUCAAGAUUCUCGGACGGAGGGAAUGGACGACUUCCCUUCUGUAG
Molecule: messenger RNA, 2211 nt
Organism: Eucalyptus grandis
Lineage: Eukaryota; Viridiplantae; Streptophyta; Magnoliopsida; Myrtales; Myrtaceae
Product: pyrophosphate-energized vacuolar membrane proton pump
Biological process (GO): proton transmembrane transport
Cellular component (GO): membrane
Molecular function (GO): diphosphate hydrolysis-driven proton transmembrane transporter activity; inorganic diphosphate phosphatase activity
Source: RefSeq, a predicted model, not a curated record